CCACGCCUGCCUGUCGCCUCCAGGACAAACUCGUCUGCUAUCUGUGUGGACACGUUUUCAAAGAUGUACCAGCAGUUACCAACCAUCUGAGAGAGUGGCACUUCUUCCCGCCCCUAGAAGACUAGGGGGUCAUGGAAUUGCCUGUCGAGGCGCGAAUCCGCAGUGCCGUAUUUCUUAUCCUUUUCAGAUUCGAACAUGGUCUACGCGCUUGCAGGUUAUUCCUUGAUCCUUUUUUCUUCAAGCCUGACGCCUUUUGUGCUGGGCCCGAUUCUAGAUGUCCAAAGUUUUUAAAUAGAUAUCCUUUUUGCUGUACUCACAACACAAGGGAUUCGCCAUGUGUGCAGGUUUACGAUUGUUUUUUUGGGCUGGCCAAAGGAGGUGCGGAUUCCGCAGAAAUGUAGAGAGGAAAAGCGGCUCAAUCCUCUGAACUUCCCCGCGUAUUUCUACGUGUUGUGCUUGGCGUGUUUAUCUAAGAAAGCAGGGACUACCUAUCGAUACCUCGCCUCCUUGCACAG
Linderina pennispora is the source of this 515-nucleotide messenger RNA. RefSeq lists its product as uncharacterized. Lineage: Eukaryota; Fungi; Kickxellomycota; Kickxellomycetes; Kickxellales; Kickxellaceae. The record is from RefSeq and is a predicted model, not a curated record. The transcript has a single exon. The coding region runs from base 132 to 401 and encodes 89 amino acids.